Messenger RNA from Penicillium longicatenatum, 1980 nucleotides. Its product is annotated as fungal specific transcription factor domain-containing protein. Bases 1 to 1980 code for a protein of 659 amino acids. Gene Ontology annotation, biological process: positive regulation of transcription by RNA polymerase II; DNA-templated transcription. Lineage: Eukaryota; Fungi; Ascomycota; Eurotiomycetes; Eurotiales; Aspergillaceae. The record is from RefSeq and is a predicted model, not a curated record. The transcript has 4 exons. Gene Ontology annotation, molecular function: DNA-binding transcription factor activity, RNA polymerase II-specific; sequence-specific DNA binding; zinc ion binding.
AUGAGCCAAAAGUGCGAUUUGAAAAUACCUCAAUGCUCGGCAUGUGAAAGGCAGGGUGAAGUUUGCAACAUCACCGAGUACGUUGCCUACCCAUACGCACUUGUGGAGAGCCUUCAUUUGAAGGAGAAAGAGCUUGAGGAUAGACUUGGUAGUCACAAAAAUGAUUUUAUCUGUGAGCCAGCUGUCGAUAAGCACGGCCUUGGGCCAUCUUUCAAUGGUCUUCCACCCACUUCAGGUAAAUUGGCUUCAUCAGCAGAUGUGAGCAAAGAAGCCGAAGAAGUGGGUGUUCUAGCCAUUGGGACUGUUGAUCGGUACUCUCACGCCAAAUACGUGGGCGCUGCUGCGGGCUCAACUUUCGCUAGAAUAUUUUUCAAACAAGUUAGACUGGCCAAGUCUUCGAGUACGAACCAGAAAGAUCCAGAGGAUGAUGCAAAUCUUCCGGAGUACAUGGCUUCAAUUCCAUCGAAAGUGAUUUCUGGGCAUCUUCUUUCUACUUACAUCGCAAGGCUUCAUCUCUGGUGGCCAUUCUUGGAUCUAAGGCAUACUCGGUCUUGUUUCAGAAGAUUGUAUCAAGAACCGCAAGCAUGUAGUGAUUUUGAAAGAUUCACUUUCUUUAUUGUCCUUGCACUGGCGGCGGACGAAGCUUCCCACGAUGAUGCAUAUACUUCAAUGCUGGAUUACAACACUCCGCGAGAUUAUUUUCAAACUGCGCUUCAUUUCUUCAAAAGAUUCAGAGACCACCCUCGCGAUCUACCAGGCCUCCAAGCAGUUUUACUGGUGACAAUUUGGAUGCUGAAUUCGCCCUCUCGCAACCAUAGCAAUGAUCUUUGGCAUCUGACAAGAUAUGCCAUGUCCAUAGCGCUCGAGCUGGGAAUUCACCGACAUAAUCCAUCUUGGCAUUUUAGCCCCGAAGAGACUGAGAUUCGUUCUCGUACAUGGUGGGCAACAUAUAGCCUGGAGAGAUUUGUGGCUCUGACCACUGGGAGGGUUUUGUCAGUGCGCGACCAAGCUAUCGAUACUCCAAUUCCUUCGUUCAAUAGUCUUGAUCAGCUUACCGAGCAAGAAGUGAAGAUUGCCACUUUAUUCCAUGCCAAAUCGGUUUGGAUUUUUGUCCAUAUGAUUGAACUCCGAAAGAUUGCAGGGCGCAUUCUGGAGUCAAUAUACAUCGCUCGAAAUCGGGAUGGGCGAUGCUCAUCACUCACCUUUCAGGAAGUUUGCUCGAUUUCAGAUGACUUGCAUCGGCAAUUGGAUCACUGGAAAAGCCAACUUGAUGCUGCAGGAAUAAGCCAAUCACGAGAAUAUAAACUCAUGAGAAUUGAAUACUGCAUGAUGUUGAUGCAUUUAAAUCGUCCCUCGCCAGCUUUUAUGGUUCCCUCGCAAAACAUGAUUGCCGUCUGCUCUCACGCAUCAUCCAGUGCUCUGCAUCAAUGGGCCGCAAUAGCCUCUGAGUCGGGGAUCGAUGCGAUCUGUCGGUGCUAUCGCCAAUUCCAUGACAUUCUUAUUGUGGGCUUGGUUCGUCUUUACAGUGACUGGCACAUGCAAAAGGUCGCACCAACCCCAAUGCCUACGCUCCGACCCGAAGAUGCUGCAAUAUGUCUUGGAUUACUUCGUGAGGGCAUCGCUAAUCUUCACGAGCAUUCUCUUUCGAAAUUCAUCAACAUAUUCUCUUCCCUCAGAGACAAAGUAUAUCCGUAUACACCUCCUCUCGAUGAAGCCGUUCAAGGUGCUUCAUUUUCCCAAAUUACCGAUCUUCCAAUGAUUCCUAGCGCACAGGAUAUUAAUCGGUCUCGGGAAGAUAGCUAUCAUGUCCUCAAUACCGAAAUCGAAAUGAUGCCGAUAGCAUCAGAGAGUCUAGAAAGUUAUCUCAACCAAAUGUCGACUAUCUUUGACAACGAGAUGCUUGGUAUUGAUGAUUCGCUGACCGCAUGGUAUGGGACUGUUCUUAGCGACAUUGGCGAUACUCAUAGCAUGCAAAUGUAA